Messenger RNA from Diaporthe citri, 834 nucleotides. RefSeq lists its product as uncharacterized. Lineage: Eukaryota; Fungi; Ascomycota; Sordariomycetes; Diaporthales; Diaporthaceae. The transcript has 2 exons. The coding region runs from base 1 to 834 and encodes 277 amino acids. The record is from RefSeq and is a predicted model, not a curated record.
AUGGCGUCCGACAAGAAGAUCAUCCUCAUUACUGGCGCCAAUACCGGCCUCGGCUACGAGAUCGUCAAAGCCCUGUACGCCACAGACGUGCCCUACGAGCUUGUCAUUGGAACACGCAGCCUCUCCAAAGGCGACGAGGCCAUUGCCACUCUGAAGACCGAGGUCCCCAGCUCCCCAUCAACCCUGAGCACCCUGCAGGUGGACCUGGCCUCCGAUGCGUCCCUCGAGGCCGCCGUCAAGACCCUCUCCGAGAAGCACGGCCGCAUCGACGCGCUCGUCAACAACGCGGGCGCCAGCUUCGACGGCACCCUGCGCGACGGGAGUAUGUCGAUCCGCGAGGCCUUCAACGCCAGCUGGGAUGUUAACGUCAGCGGGACCCAAGUGCUGACCACGCUUGCCGUGCCGCUGCUGCUCAAGUCCGCGGACCCGCGGCUGAUGUUCGUCACGUCGGGCACGUCGUCCAUGGCCGAGACGGACCCGGACAACUGGGGGAAUCUGGCGCACCUUCUGGGCCGCAUCAACGCCUCGCCCGAGAAAGGGUGGCCAAAGGACAAGGAGCUCAACCCAAUCACGAGCUACCGGUCCACCAAGGCUGGACUGAACAUGCUCAUGCGGGAGUGGGUGCGAAUCCUCAAGAACGACGGCGUCAAGGUCUGGGCCAUCAGCCCAGGCUUCCUGGCGACGGGGCUCGGGGGUGUCGGCAAGGAGCAGCUGCUCAAGAUGGGGGCUUUGGACCCGUCCGUUGGUGGCCAGUUCAUACGCGAUGUCGUGCAGGGAAAGAGGGACCAGGACACUGGCAAAAUCAUCAGGAAGGACAUGAUACAGUCCUGGUAA